AUGGCAUCUGCCUACCCGCAGGACUCGUCUUUAGUGCAGCGGCAUAAACGCAGGGGGGCUGCUCUCAGCUGUGCCGAGGUAUGGUGUAGUCGUGUGUUUCCUUGCAGUAAUUGCGUGAAAAAGGGAUGUGGUCCCAUAUGUCCUGACGGGUCUUUGACGACCGGCAAGGGAAAUCGUUUCGUCCUCGCCAAUACUGAAGCGCUCCACGAUAAGAUUGGACAAUUAUCUACCCGUGUGCGACAGCUCGAAGACGCCCUUGCUGAAUCACAUUCUCUCAAUUCCCCCCAUCCUCAUCCUUUACUGAGUGAAGAGCUGUUACAGAUUAAGCGGCCACUGGAACGAGAGAGACUUGAUGAGCAAACCCAGAAGGAGAAUCACGCCGAAAAUGUGGACGCCAUCAAUGCUCUUGGCUCCCUCUCAUUGUCAGAACGAGGACGAUCGUCGUUCUUUGGCCAAGCUGCCAAUUCCUGGUAUCUCCUGAAGAACGAAGAAGGUUCCGAAGAAGAUGAUGAUAUGCCCACCAACUUUGAAAUUACAAUCCCCGUGGAAUUGCCAUGGCUUGAGCAUGCAUUUCCGUUCACUCCAUCUGUUAGCAGAUGUGCUGAAGAGAUUCGACACGCUCUGCAUAGUUAUCUACCUAGCGCAUCUGUGGCUAGACGACUGUCAGAACAAUACUACCGACAUGCGGCUUGGAUGUAUACACCCAUCAACCAUAAAGACUAUUUUGAAACCAUCUUUCGCCCCGUCUACGAACAAGAGUACCCUUAUGGCGAGGCGAUCAAUUCUCACAGUCUAGCUCUCCUCUUCAUGGUCCUGGCCAUGGGUGCGCUGAUGGACCUUGAGUUGCAGGCACAUUCACCCGAAGCGAUGCAAUAUUAUCAACUAGCUAAAGCUGCAUUAUCCAUCAAUUCUGUCUUUGAGGAGCAGUCAAUACCGGGAAUCCAGGCCUUAUUUGUCAUGUGCCAUUUCAUGUUUUGGAAUGAUAUCGAAGCUCGUUGGGUAAUGAUGGGAAUUGUAGUCAAGUUGGCGCAAAGUGUCGGACUCCAUCGUGAUAGCGGAAAGUGGAACCUUGAUCCAGAAGAAUCCUACCGGAGACGUUGUCUUCUAUGGGAGUUAUACGUCUACGAUUCAUGGCAGUCUCUCACUUACGGAAGGCCUCCAUCCUUCGCUAACGUCCAUGUGGACGCCAAGUUUCCUCAAGAUGCCUCAGGUACUCAUAAUGCCAAUGGAGAAAUGAGCUUUUCCGCUUGGAAGCACGCAUUCGCCUCAGACUGUCUGUCCAUUGUUCAUGAUCAAGCCUUUGGUGCACGCCCGCCCAGCUACAAAAUAUUACAAGACUUAGACAGAAAGGUACGGUCUUACUAUGUUCCUCCGAGCCUCCAGGUACCUGGAUUUGGUGGCGCGAGGAUGGGGCCGGAACUUGAUCAACCUUCGACGCAGUUGACAAUGCAGCGUUACAUUGCAUUUGCGAUCAAGGAGAUCACACUUUUUUAUAUGCAUCGAGGGUUCUUUGCUCAGGCUCUUGAGGAUCAUCCUUUAGAUCCUAUGGGUAGCAAGUAUGCGCAGUCAGUGCUGGCUGCAUAUACUAGCGCCUGCUCGUUCGUGGGACUGGUGGAGAGCCUAUUUAAACAACAUCCCACUUUAACGGAACGCAUGUGGUUUUUGUUUACCCACGUCUUUUCUUGUGCAAUCGUUCUUGGUUCAAUCGCCAUGAAAGCCCAGAUGGCUCUUGCCCCAUCGGCGUUGUCGCAUUUGGAAUCUGCCCAUCAACUUUUCUCCCAAGUUUCGGAAAGUUCCAGGACAGUAAAGAUACUUGCCGUUCUCCUGAAGCUCAAAGAACGAGCGCAUACGGCUCUUUCGAAGGUACGCGGACUCGUACCGCCUGACACUAUAUCCCGUUCCUAUUCCGUCGUCCAUAUCAAAGAAGAAGUUGAUGAAUUCGCAGCCCUGGGAGGUACGACGCGACUUGUUUCGCGGAGAACAUCUUCUCUGCCUUCUUCCCCUUCUUCCCAGGCUGGGUCUAGUCCUGUGUCUCAGCCUGCAUCUCCGCCCGGCCCCGCUUCGCCUAUCACUCAAGAGCUGCAAGGCGGCUACCAAUCGAUGCAAGAAUCUGUGAACCAGUGGCAAACCUAUACCCCUCAGCCGCAACAGGAAUAUCAGUUGGCAGAAUACCCGUUAUACCCGCACAUGCCUCUUCAAUCAGAAAGCGCCAUGGCAUAUAACAUACCCCAGAACCAACAUGGAAUGUCAUUGGAUGUUAUGCCCGAGUAUUAUGGAUAUAGCAAUGGCAAUGGGGCCAAUGUUAGAAUUGGAUAUGGGCAGUAUACUAUGCAGCAUCCCGGGGAAUACAGUGCAACACCGGAUCAUGAUCUACAGGUUUCGUGGUCGAAUUUUAUGGCGCAGUACAAGCAGAUCUAACAUGUUUUUGGUGAACCUUUUUGAUCUCGGUUGAUUCUCAGAUGUAUUUUUUUGUCAUGUACUUGUAUCGCUCUAGUUUCUGCUACGUAUUACAGCUAUGUAUCUUUAUCGCAAGGACAAAUAUCCUUCUUGUUUAUAUUGCACUUGAAGCCUAUUCUC
Messenger RNA from Guyanagaster necrorhizus, 2577 nucleotides. RefSeq lists its product as uncharacterized. The coding region runs from base 1 to 2418 and encodes 805 amino acids. Gene Ontology annotation, biological process: DNA-templated transcription. The record is from RefSeq and is a predicted model, not a curated record. The transcript is spliced from 19 exons. NCBI's taxonomy places the organism in Eukaryota, Fungi, Basidiomycota, Agaricomycetes, Agaricales, Physalacriaceae. Gene Ontology annotation, molecular function: zinc ion binding; DNA binding.